Messenger RNA from Astyanax mexicanus (Mexican tetra), 3018 nucleotides. Its product is annotated as zinc finger protein 345-like. The record is from RefSeq and is a predicted model, not a curated record. The transcript has 2 exons. Gene Ontology annotation, molecular function: DNA-binding transcription factor activity, RNA polymerase II-specific; RNA polymerase II cis-regulatory region sequence-specific DNA binding. Bases 339 to 1196 code for a protein of 285 amino acids. NCBI's taxonomy places the organism in Eukaryota, Metazoa, Chordata, Actinopteri, Characiformes, Acestrorhamphidae. Gene Ontology annotation, biological process: regulation of transcription by RNA polymerase II.
UUGUCCUCUUUACUAGAGAGGCUCUGGUUUCCUCUUCAGCAGUGUAUGAUAGGUGGCAGUAUGGAACUAGUUUUCCAUCCGAAAACCCGCAGAAACUGGAGAUCCACGAGCUUUCAGCUAGUAAAUCUGUAGGAUUGAACAGUUCCAGUCUUCGCUGUGGAUCAGCGGAAUCCGUUCUGAGAAAGAAAUGAUCAUCAGUUAGAUGAAAUGAAUGCCAUCCUGUUCCAGAUCUUCUUCUCCUAGUGUCGUCUUUCCAACCUGUUUCAAAUUUAGCUACGGAAAAACACUCUAAAAGAACAGUUCACACAGGGGUUAAACUACUAGAAAAGGGGAGGAACAUGGAAUCCGCAAAAAUCUCCAAUACUCAGCCAAUACCCUCUCCUACUUCUCCCAAACAAAUACAGAAAAGUACAUGCAAGAAAAAAACCCAUCACUGCUCAGACUGUGGGAAGAGUUUUAGUCAUCAGAGUACUCUCAAUAUACACCAGCGCAUUCACACUGGAGAGAAACCGUAUCACUGCUCAGACUGUGGGAAGAGUUUUAAUCAUCAGGGUGGUCUCCACCGACACCAGCGCAUUCACACUGGAGAGAAACCGUAUCACUGCUCAGAAUGUGGGAAGGGUUUUAGUUGUCAGGGUAAUCUCCAACAACACCAGCGCAUUCACACUGGAGAGAAACCGUUUCACUGCUUAGAGUGUGAGAAGAGUUUUAGUUACCAUACUUCCCUCAAACUAAACCAGCGCAUUCACACUGGAGAGAAACCGUAUCUCUGCUCAGACUGUGGCAAGAGUUUUUCUUAUCAGAGUGAUCUCCAACAACACCAGCGCAUUCACACUGGAGAGAAACUGUAUCACUGCUUAGAGUGUGAGAAGAGUUAUUAUUAUCAGAGUACUCUUCUACAACACCAGCGCAUUCACACUGGAGAGAACCUGUGUCACUGCUCCGACUGUGGGAAGAGUUUUAGUAGUCAGAAUCACCUCCAACGACACCAGCGCAUUCACACUGGAGAGAAACCGUAUCACUGCUCAGAGUGUGGGAGGAGUUUUAAUCGUAAGGGUCAUCUCCAACGACACCAGCGCAUUCACACUGGAGAGAAACCGUAUCACUGCUCAGAGUGUGGGAGGAGUUUUAGUCGUCAGAGUCAUCUCCAACGACACCAGCGCAUUCACACUGGAGAAAAAACGUAUCACUGCUAAGACUCUGGGAAUACUGUCCAAUUUAUUGCUUUGAUUGUGAGACACUGGUGUGUAAUACAUCCAUUUUCAUUAGUAAUAGGCAACUCCAAAAAAGAGGUAGCUAACUGGAUUUAAAAUGGAAAGUUCUGUAAGUGUUGUGUUUCUGAAAUAGGGUUGGGUGGUAUGGCGGUAUUUUUGUAUACCCCGAUAUUUAAUUAUGGUGAAGGUAUUGUAAAAUGGUGACGGAAUAUUAACCAUGUGAUGUAACGUGCCAAAUCUGUACUUUGAAAAACGGGACAUUUAAGACAUUCUGCGCCUCUACAAUGAAAGAGCAGUGGGGGAGAUGAUACAGAAAAAACUCAAUAAACUUUGCAGGUUUCACUAAUUUUCACCGAAAUGGUCAGAUUUAUCAGUUUAUCCUGCUAUGUGGGGUGUUCUGGUGUAUGAAUUACUCACAGGUAAAAUUACAGCUGCUUCUUAAAUGAACUUAUAGCUGAGUGGAGUUUAUUCCUCAUCUCCUGUUUCUACAAAAAACGUGCUUUUAUCUCCCUCGCGCUCAUAUUCUAAUCCCAUAAAGAAUUCCAGUGUCCUCUGGGUUUUUUUUUUUUUUGUCGUUAUUCAGUAGCUUAACAGACAGAAUAUGAAACUUUACCAGCACUAUGAAUCGCAACACCUAUAGAACAGAAAGAGCAGCGGCAGCGUGAGGGUUCUAGUGAAAUAAUUCAAAUGUAAAAAUACCCACCACAUAAAAAUCACAUUGCUACAUAACUAAAUGCAGUCCUUGCUACUGUGGGAACACUUUGACUAGCAUCACUUUAUCACUUUUGUUUACUUUGAUUUUAGUGUAACAUUAUUUUACAUAUCUAGCAAAGCAGCUUUGUGUGCCCAGCUCUGAACUUAUACUCACAUAUAGAACUAAGUAUAACUCUAAAUCACUGAUGUGUACUGGUAUAAUUAUUGCUAUAUGUGCUGAGUGGUGUGUGCAUUUACUGUGUUCUGUAUCUGUUUAUUGGCUUAUUGGUUUUAUGGUAUUUAAAUUAUGUAUGACCUAAUGGUAAUGAAUUUGGUAACACUUUAUAAUACUGUUUCAGAGUUAAUAGGUAAGUAAACAGGAACUAAGCAAUAGUGCUGCAUUAACAAUUAAAUAUUUUCUAUUAACUACAAGGAAUCACUGAGUAAUUACUAUGAACUCAACUAAUGAUCAUAGUAGUUCACUAUUAUCUCCACAUUAGUUACAUAUCUCCUGGAGAACUACUGACGCAUUAUGUUUCUUUUAUAGUAACUAUUAAUUAAUUACUGCCUAAAUCAACAUUAACUGCUCAGCUGAAAACCCUUAUAUGCCACCUGGGAACUAUGUACUUCCCAGGUAUUUACAAUAAAUCAAAUUAUUCAAUAGUGAUAAUGAAGGCAUAUUUGAUUGAAGCAAGUGACACCAACUGUAGUAGUAGUGGUAACCUUAAUUAUCUUAUUAUCCUCAGUUUCUUCGAAAAUAGUAGCAACACAUAGUAAAACUCUACAGUGUGCAGUAGUCUGCUUAACCUCCAUUUUUGGAAGAAAAAACAUUAUUAUGCAGCAUUAAUACAUAGGAGACGUUGAGACAAGUAAAACUGGAAGAAUGAUAGUAAGAGUGUUAUUUUAUUUUUUAGUGAUCACUGCUUUAUUUUUAAGCACCAACCUUACAAAAGUGCAUAGUCAGCCUUUAAGUGUGCACUAUUAGGGUAAUUACGGUAAUUUCACAUCAGAUGCAGCUCUCCUCAGUGUAUGUUCUCUACUAUUGCUUCUGCAUGAGACUGCCUCUUUCUUCUUUCUGUAUUUGACUGAAAAUAAACUAUUAAUCACAAUA